Molecule: messenger RNA, 363 nt
Organism: Pelobates cultripes (western spadefoot toad)
Lineage: Eukaryota; Metazoa; Chordata; Amphibia; Anura; Pelobatidae
Source: the annotation of a GenBank genome assembly
AUGACAAAUGCCUCCACCUCUGACUUGCGGGGCACAAACCAAUUGCAGAAAACCCAGCGUGACUACACUGAAAGUUUCCUACAGAGGCUUGAUUACAUAUUUUGGCGCUUCUGGGCACAAUUAUCGGACCUGGUCACAGCAAAUCAACCUGGACCCCAGGAAGAAACCCAGAGCGGGGUGAUGAAAAGUGCAGGAAGACCCCCAUCGGUUGCAAGAAUUACCAGCCACAUACCUGGGCAGAGAAUCGACCGAGGCUUAGCCCCGUCACGCCAUCCACAAAUGCGCUGUCCACCCAAAAGCAACAUCUACCAUUCAAGUGAUUCUUCUGUUACCCACUGCGGGGGAAGGACUUGGUCUCCUUGA